Acanthaster planci (crown-of-thorns starfish) is the source of this 2987-nucleotide messenger RNA. RefSeq names its product mitochondrial carnitine/acylcarnitine carrier protein-like. Gene Ontology annotation, molecular function: O-acyl-L-carnitine transmembrane transporter activity. The record is from RefSeq and is a predicted model, not a curated record. NCBI's taxonomy places the organism in Eukaryota, Metazoa, Echinodermata, Asteroidea, Valvatida, Acanthasteridae. Gene Ontology annotation, biological process: carnitine transmembrane transport; mitochondrial transport. Gene Ontology annotation, cellular component: mitochondrial envelope.
AGCGAUGGUGCCACCGUACGCGGCGAGUUCGGAAUGGUACCCAGAAUGCCUUACGGUUUCUUCUGAAAACAUAUUAGUAGUUACCUGAUAAGGCAAUGGGUACGAGUACAAUGUAGUGUAAAAGUCACAGCCCCAGGUACAGGUCGAAAGGCCACACCGCAUGCGACCGGUGCGAGGUGACUGGGUGAAUGAUGCUGCGAAAAUUACUCGGAGUUCUGACUUAAAAUUUUCAUUCAGAUUAAAUUCAACUUCAACCUACACGUAGUAUUAGGAUGUCUGCAGAAAUAAGUCCGGUGAAGAACUUCAUAGCCGGCGGCUUUGGAGGAGUGUGUCUCGUUGCAGCCGGCCAUCCACUCGAUACAAUCAAAGUCAGGCUUCAGACCCAACCCACCCCAGCCCCAGGGGCUGCCCCAAUUUAUGCAGGAACAUGGGACUGUGCCAAAAAAACCGUCACAAAAGAGGGAUUUCGUGGUCUGUACAAGGGGAUGUUUGCACCCAUCUUGGGAGUGACUCCCAUGUAUGCAGUGUGUUUCCUUGGCUUCAGUAUCGGUAAGAAGCUUCAGACUCCAGGAGCAGAUGGCAAUUAUAGAUAUGAUCAGCUUUUCAAGGCAGGAAUGCUUGCUGGGGUAUUCACUACAGCCAUCAUGGCCCCAGGCGAGCGCAUCAAAUGUCUUCUGCAGAUUCAAGCUGCGUCGGCCGAAAAGGCCAAGUUUGCAGGGCCCCUAGACUGUGCCAAACAGAUCUACAGGGAGUCAGGUCUUUUCAGGGGAUUGUACAAAGGAACAGCUGCCACGCUCCUUAGAGACGUUCCUGCUAGUGGCAUGUAUUUCAUGGUGUAUGAAUGGCUGAAAGUAUCGCUUACACCAGCGGGUCAAAAUCCUGGGGACCUGAGCCCUUUACGUGUCCUUUUGGCUGGUGGCACGGCUGGAGUUCUUAAUUGGGUAGUUGCUAUUGCACCAGACACUCUCAAGUCCAGAUUACAGACAGCCCCCGAAGGAACGUAUCCCCGAGGCAUCCGUGACGUAUUCCCAAGGCUAAUCAAGAAUGAGGGAUUCCCUGCACUGUUCAAGGGUAUCACGCCAGUCAUGAUUAGGGCAUUUCCGGCAAAUGCGGCCUGCUUCCUCGGUUAUGAAAUAGCAAUGAAGUUCCUCAACUGGGCAACGCCCAGUCUGUAAAUGUGCACCUGUUGUGGUGGUAAGUAAUGACUCUUGGCAACAGUUGAGUCGCUGCGAAUGGACCUUAAUGGUUGAUGUUAUUAGGAGUUAAUUUAUUUCAUGUUUGAAUUGUUAGGACAGAAAAGUGGUUGCACGAAAUACAUCCCCAAGACUUGCCCGACAGGGUCUUGUUCAGAGUUCAAUCCGGAUUUUUCUGUCACAUUUGUAAAUAACUUGGAUUAGUACAUUAUGCGAUCUAUAUGAAUUCAUUCUGAUAAUUCCUGAGGGUUUUUAGCCAUGCUUCUGGACAGUUUUUAUAUUUGUAAACUUGAAUUGACACGAAUUCUUUGUGCCUCAGUAUGCACAUGACUCAAUGCUCAGGGCAUAAAUACACAAAUGUUGCCGCUCAUGGUCACGGCUAAUGUAAUUCUGGACAUUGUAUGUCAGCCGAAGUUUGUAAGGCUUGAAACCUAAAGCUACCUAUACAAUCCAUGAUUUCACAGCUGUCCACUCAGAUUUUUAACCAUCAAGAAAUACUAUUGUUGGGCUGUACCUUUCUAACUCCAAAAACCUUCAACAUCCAUCAGUUAGUUUUUGCAAGGAUCUGGGAGGGUUGGAUCAGUAUUCGUCCUUUUUUUUAGCUGUAAUCUUGAGUUUUGUUAGUGUUUAAAAUAUGACCUCCAACUUCAGAAAGAUUUGUUGGUAUAAUUUUAGCAAAGGACGAACUUGAUUAUUGCUCAGAAUCCCCAUCGAGGGUCAAAAUCAAGUUUGAAUAUUGUAGUUGUUAAUCAGUUCGUGGACUGAUAACAUAAUGAUGCCAGGCUUUCUUAACAGGUGUACUUUCCCAGGGCAUUGAGGUCGGACACAAUCAUUCAACCUGUAAAAGGCCAGUGCACGGGUAAACAAAGCCUUGCAUCAUGUUUUUAAUUGGCUCCAAUCGAAACAAAAGAGUGGUUUUUUUUAUUCACCACAUAGGUGCGCCAUGAGGCGCGCAUGUAUAUGCACGUUUGAUGCCGAGUACGCAUAACUAAUUUACUCCAGCAUGUAUGGUCUUUGCGUACACGCAGAAUGCUGCAAGAACCCGCUUUUAACCACCAGUCUUUCUUUUCGCCGAUUGGGGGUGCACUUCAGCUCGGGGCAGAAAGGCCUUUUAAUUCAGAACCCAUAAUGUGUUAGUUUAUGAGAGUUAAUGGCAUACACCCUGCAUACCAAUACUACACGUAGCUUGCCCACGUAGAUGUUGUCAUGUCACAUUAAUAAGAGUUUCCCUUCACUUUCUAAAUAGUAUACAGAAUGGCCAUUGUUUAGAGACCCCUUAGUCUUUAAAUGACAUUGAAGUGAAAGAAUAUCGUUGUUAAAAUGUUACUAAGACAGGAAGUCACUUCAAGUGCUCUUUUCACCUUCAGCGCAGUUGCAAUGUAUGUUACUCAGUAAACAUCCUUCAUCUUUUCUUUUCAUAAAGAAUGAUUUUAUUUACUCACCAGGUGUUAUUAAUCACAAAGAAGGCUGAACUUAUAAGCUGGCCAUUUGUAAAGCACGUGCACUUCACUAUGUAAAGGCAAAUUUUUAUGUUUGCCCAAACCACUGAAAUUCCAUCCUAAGAAAAUUCUACAUUUUGCUUACUUGCUUCUGAUGGAGUUGGGAAAAAAAUCCCAGACUACCCAUCCGCUUUACCACAGAGGAUUGAUCUACAAAGAGAACAAAAGAUUCUUUGAGUCUUUGGUGGUUAUCCUUUGGUUCAAAACAGCCCUCUGAUUUAAUUUAUUUAAUUUUUUCAUUUAAUUUUAUUUAAUUAUUCAUGUUUUAGUAAAGGCACAAAGGGAGAUAAAACCA